Toxorhynchites rutilus septentrionalis is the source of this 3685-nucleotide messenger RNA. RefSeq names its product piggyBac transposable element-derived protein 4-like. Bases 874 to 3018 code for a protein of 714 amino acids. The transcript is spliced from 3 exons. Lineage: Eukaryota; Metazoa; Arthropoda; Insecta; Diptera; Culicidae. The record is from RefSeq and is a predicted model, not a curated record.
ACGGGUGCCGGCAUCUAUAUUGCCACCAACGAUUUUAUUUUUUUCUCUUCUUUAACAAUAAAUUAUCACUUCAAACCUUAUGUAGUAACUUGUUCUGAUGUCUAGCAACAUGCCUGAUUUUUUUAAGCACGAAAAAAUCAAAAACUAUUCAUUUUUGAGCCAUUUUUGUGUUAACAACUCUCGAUUUAUAGCAGCCACAGCAAAUUUCCCGUAAAGUCAUUGAAAUACAGUCUUUUUGCUUAAGUUUUCAAUGCAUAUGAAUUGUUUAGGACCUGUUGAGUCUGAUCAUGAGUUUUAUUAGUUGUUUUUGUUGAAUCUAACAUCAAAAAUUCAAUUACAAAAAGAUAAUUUUCACCAUCAAGUGUUUUCCGCUAGACGGGCAGGUGGCAUCUAUAUUGCCACCAACAUUUUACGCUAACCGGGCAGGUGGCAACUAUAUUGCCACCAACAUCUAACACUAGCCCUUUUACGGGCAGGUGGCAGCUAUAUUGCCACCAACAUUUUACGCUAACCGGGCAGGUGGCAUCUAUAUUGCCACCAACUUUUUCAAUGUUUCAAACUGUUUGCGUAUUGAAAAUUAUUGUUAGUGUAUUUUAGCGUGUAAACAUGUUGUUUUUUUCCAGUGUUUUUGUUUUUGUUUAUAUUUCACCGGAGUAAACAUAAAACUGAUAAUUCGUAGAAACAAUUCACAAUUUUCGAAAUACCAGCAAAACACAUUUCGAAUACAUUUCAAACUAUCAAAUGGGUAAGUUUUAGUAUACAAUUUCAAUAUGUGUAACCUGCUGUGAUCACGUAAUGGAAAAUAACGGUUCUCUGUGUUGAACCAUUUUUUCAUUACGAUAUAACUUUAGGUUACACAUUUCAGCUGAAGCUAUGUCGAGUGACAAUGAAUCGGAUGAUGACCUCGAAAAAGAGUUGGAGGAGAUUUGUGGAUUUUCUCCUGAUGUAUCUGAGGAUGGUUUUGAAACAGAUGCGGAAUCGUUUGCCGGCAACAAUUCGGAUGUAUCCAUAAUCGAUAUUCUUGUGGCAAGUGACAAUUCUGAUGACUAUGAUAAGGACAGUGAAACUGAACGGAAUACAUCUGAAAAAGAAUUGUGCGUCUCUGGUCUCCGUAACCAACCGAACGAAUUAGAGGAGACUUUUGGACUGUCCGAUAAUCUCGAUACGUCUGAGGACGAGCUGGAAGAUGAUUCAGAAGCACUAAAAAGCCGCAAAUCGCUUCCAGUUUUCCUCGAUAAGCUUUCGCUAAGAAAAAAUGAUCAUGCUAAAGACGUCAGGAUGGAAAAAAAUGCCUCGACAAAUGAACCACAACCGGCUUCUUCCGGUCUCCAGAACCGGAAGCUAACUACUGAAGCUGCAUCCGAAAAAUGUAACAUAGACACAGACACAGCGAACGACGAUCAACCGGAUGAUGAUUGUUCUGAGAUGGACCAAUCAGACGAAGAAGAAAAUGACUGGAAAAAAACUGAUUGGCCUCAGCAACCCAACGCGAACAAUUUUGAUAAUGUUCGUUUGCAAGCCUCGGAUAAUUUUCCGCAUAACACGAAACCGUCGGUUUAUUUUGCAAAAUUUUUCGACGACAGUGUAAUAGAACUGUUGGUUACACAAACAAACAUGUACGCAGCUCAACAGAAAAGUCGAAGUUGGGAGCCGGUGUCUCAAGAUCUAAUGAAAGCUUUUCUUGGAAUUACAAUAUUGAUGGGACUAAAGCCACUGCCUGCUGUUGAGCUGUAUUGGUCCACUGACCCCUUCUUCUGGACGGAAGAGAUCGCUGCUAUUAUGCCGUGCAAACGAUUUAAGAAAAUUAUGGAGAACCUACAUCUGAAUGACAACAGCGCGAUGCCUUCGAGGAAUUCCGAUCAAUUUGACAAGUUGUUCAAGGUUCGCCCACUUCUUAACUUAUUGAACUCUGCAUGCCAGAAUGCUGCAAAAUGCACAUCAUCGCAGUCGAUUGAUGAAGCAAUGAUUCAAUUCAAAGGCCGAUCAUCAAUGAAACAGUAUAUGCCACUCAAGCCGGUGAAAAGAGGAUAUAAGGUCUGGGUCAGGGCCGACAGCGAAACAGGAUACGUAUUCCAAUUCGACAUUUAUUCCGGUAAACGUGACAAUAAAGCACCAACUGUCGGUCUGGGGGCACAAGUAGUAAAGCAGUUGACCAAGCAACUAAUCCAAAAUGGUUUUCAAGGUCAUUUCAGUUUUGACAGAUUUUUUACCUCCUACGAAAUAGUACAAUAUCUAUUUGAUCACGGAAUUCACGUAACAGCUACAGUCAACUGUAACAGAUCAGAUCUUCCAGUUUUGAUCAAACAACACAAGUCACAAUCGAAAAUGCGUAAGCAUUUCAGGAGAGGUCAAUAUAAGUGGCGUGUGAAGAAAAACGUCGCUUUUAUAAUGUGGCAAGACGUCAAAAUGGUUACACUAUUGACUACAGCAUUUCAUCCACUUACCGAAAAAGCCACAUGUGAAAGAACGCAACAUGAUGGUACCACUAAAACCCUUCCAUGUCCAAAAGCUAUUGUGGAGUACAUAAAUAGGAUGGGAGGUGUUGACCGUUUCGAUCAAAAGAGAAAAAGCUAUGAGGUCGGAAGAAAAAGCAAGAAGUGGUGGAUGCGAAUUUUCUAUUUCUGCAUAAAUUUGGCUAUCACAAAUGCACAUUUGUUGUACUCUUCUAAUAGUCGCAUCCGAAACCCUAUGUUGCAGUUGCAGUUCAGGUUGAAGCUGGCACGGGAUCUCGUAGGUGAUUACACAUGCCGAAAACGAAGUCUACAAGCCGAGCCGAAAUAUGCUACAAAGAAACCCAAAAUGUCAUCAAACUACCAGAAAGAACGAGUUCCAGACAACCUACGCCUUACGGAUGUUGGAAGUCAUCAGUUGGAGCAGCUACCAGAAUACCGCCGCUGCCGCUUGUGCAGUACGAAAACUAGGAAUAAGAGAUCUAAAAUACAAUGCACUAAGUGUAAGGUAACGCUCUGUGCAACACCGUGUUUCAGAUUGUUCCACGAAGAGCAGAGUCUUUCAUAAAGUGCAAACAGUGGCAAAAUUAUUGUCAUGCUUCAAACUGUUUUUUUUAUAAAAAUAAACAAAGGUGUAAUAACUUAAUUUUUUUUAGUUUAGGAUUUUCCACUAAUGAUGGAUCGCCAAAAAUUGAGCUGACCUGACCCUUUUCCUCCUCUUCGAAACGUUUUUUUCUAUAUUAAAUGCAUUUAAAAAAUCGUAUCAUCAUGGUCCCUCUCUCCCCAUUCAGUGUUACCUAAUCUAUAAAUUAAGCCCUUAAGUAUAGUUCGUGUUACAUGAAGUAUGUCACGUAUAUUACCAACAAUUAUCCCCUGCUCGUCACGCGUUUUGUAUGGAACUCAAUAUUUAUUGUACGUAUCAUCACAACUUACAAUUGGGUGAUUGGUUGGAGCUUCACUAGAAGUGGCAUCUAUAUUGCCACCAACAUUUUACGCUAGCCGGGCAGGUGGCAUCUAUAUUGCCACCAACAUUUUACGCUAGCCGGGCAGUGGCAACUAUAUUGCCACCAACAUUUUGCGCUAGCCGGGCAGUGGCAGCUAUAUUGCCACCAAUUUUUUCAACUGUUUCAAUAGUUAAAAUUUUUUUUAAUGUUGAUAUGUGUUAUUCCUCAUGUAAGGAUUAUGUUCUCUGAAGCUGGAGUCGAUUCGUUAGCUAGUUUCCACGGCCCGUUAAA